CUUAAAUCGGCCAACUUCACACAAAAAUACAGGUUUGUGUGUGUGUGUGUUUAUACCAGAAAUAAAGUUUAGAUCAGUUUCUUGUCAGCUGGAUCAAUUAUGUCUUGGGUCUAUCACAGGAACUCCUGCACUUCACAAAGGAAACAUCAUGCUGAAGAGGAAGGGGCAGGCCCGACCUUACACUAGAACCCUGGAUGGCGGAUGGGGAUGGAUGACAGUGUUUCAUUUCUUCCUGGUAAAUGUGUUUGUGAUGGGGAUGACCAAGACAUUUGCAAUUUUCUUUGUGGUCUUUCAAGAAGAGUUUGAAGCCACCUCAGAGCAAACUGGUUGGAUUGGAUCCAUCAUGUCAUCACUUCGUUUUUCGGCAGGUUUGGGGUCUGCUUUCUUAUACCAAGUAGCUGCUGUAGUAAUUAAAUACUUCAAAAAACGACUGGCUCUUGCUACAGCUAUUGCCCGUUCUGGGAUGGGACUGACAUUUCUAUUGGCACCCUUUACGCAAUUCCUGAUAGAGCUCUAUGACUGGACAGGUGCCCUUAUAUUAUUUGGAGCUAUUGCAUUGAAUUUGGUGCCUUCUAGUAUGCUCUUAAGGCCUGUCCACAUCAAAAGUGAGAACAAUUCUGAUAUUAAAGGUUUGCCUACAAGUGAUCCAGAGAUACCAGAAACAUCAUACUCCAAUGAGACACAAGAGUCUUCCAUCAACAACAGCAUAAUGCAGAACACUGGACAACUUGAUAAAAGCUUAACUGUCUCACAAAAUCAAAGUGAAGAGUUCAACAACAGGCCUAACAGGAACCGACUGUUAAUGAGUAAUGAAGAAUAUUAUAAGAAAAAGGCCAUUUCACAGAGCUGCAAACAAAAGAUCUUUGAUGUUUCUCUCUUUCAGAAUCCUUUCUUUUACAUAUUUACCUGGUCUUUUCUCCUCAGUCAGUUAGCAUAUUUCAUCCCUACCUUUCACCUGGUGGCCAGAGCCAAAACACUGGGGAUUAAUGUUAUGGAUGCCUCCUACCUCGUUUCUGUAGCUGGUAAGAAAAACUAUCAACCUUCUACCUAUAAGGAAAAAUGA
This is a messenger RNA of Castor canadensis (American beaver), 1063 nucleotides long. NCBI's taxonomy places the organism in Eukaryota, Metazoa, Chordata, Mammalia, Rodentia, Castoridae. The record is from RefSeq and is a predicted model, not a curated record.